GGCCGUGAGGAGCGGCGCGUCGCGAUGAGGCGGAGCGAGGCUCUGGCGUCCGAGUCCGUGCUGUGCCUGACCCGCGCGCUGGCCACGCUGCGCGGCAUCUGGGAGGAGAUCGGCAUCCCCGAGGAGCAGCGCCUGGAGCGCACCAACGUGGUCCGGAAGCAUGUGCAGGAGCUCCUGGACCUCAUGGUCAAGGAGGAGGAGGGCCUGAAGGAGCGUCUCCUGAACAGCAUUGCCAUGCAUCGCAAGGAUGUGGACACCCUCUGCCGGGAGCUCCAGCUGGACCCCCUCCAGGCAGAGGAGGAAAGCACCCUCCUGCAGCAGGAGAAGUGCCUGCGCACCCACGCAGAAGCUCUGCUCAAGGAGAAGGAGGACAGGAGGCGGGAGCUGAAUGCCCUGCAAGAACAAGACCGAGACUUGUGCGAUACUCUCUGCACGACUCCGUUCUGUAUUGACAGCAACGCCGUGCCCAGCCUGGAGGAGCUGGACUGCUACAGGAACCACUUGGCCUCCCUGACCGCUGAGAAGGAGCGAAGGCGAGAAGCAUUUGUCAACACCAAGCGUCAAAUCAUCCUGUGCAUGGAGGAGCUGGACCACACUCCCGACACGAGCUUUGAGCAGGACGUGGUGUGCAAGGACGAGGCCGCCUUCUGCCUGUCCACAGACAACAUCGCUGCCCUGCGAGACCUGCUGCAGCAGCUGGAAGGCCAGAGAUCCCUGAAUGAAGCCCUGUGUGUGGAACUGCGCUCCAGAGUCCUUGUGCUGUGGGAAAGGCUGCAGGUUCCUGCAGAGGAGAGAGAAGCUUUUGCAGUGCACAUGACUGGAUCCAGAGCCAAAACCAGGAGAGCUCUGCAGCUGGAAGUGGAUCGUCUAGAGGAGCUGAAGCUGCAGAACGUGAAGGAGGUGAUUCAGGCAACCAGAGCGGAGCUGACUGACUACUGGGACAAGUGCUUCUAUAGCCAGGGGCAGAGAGAUGCCUUCCAGCCCUACUACGAUGAGGACUACACAGAGACCCUGCUCCAGCUCCACGACGCUGAGGUGAUGAAGGUGAAGCGCUACUACGAGACGCACAAGGAUCUCUUUGAAGCUGUCCAAAAAUGGGAGGAGAACUGGCGGCAGUUUCUGGAGCUGGAGAGGAAAACAACCGACCCCAGUCGCUUUGCCAACCGUGGUGGGGCACUGCUGAAAGAAGAGAAGCAGCGAGCGAAGCUGCAGAAGUCUCUUGCCAAGUUGCAGGAAGAGCUGGAGAGCAGGAUUCAAGCCUGGGAGCAGGAGCGUGAGGAGGCCUUCCUGGUGAAGGGGCAACGGUUCAUGGAGUAUGUGACAGAGCAGUGGCAGCUGUAUCACCUGGAGAAAGAGAAGGAGAAGCAGGAGAGGCACCUGAAGAAGAGCCGCCAGACAGAGGCCGAGAUGCUGUACGGGAGCACCCCACGGACGCCCAUCAAGCGUCGGGUACUUGGCCCCCACCCACCUGGCAAAGUAAGGAAGCUCAAUGGCACUUCCAUCUCCAGCCCCGCACCCAACAGCACGGCCCGCUCGGCUCUGGGGGGGACGCUCUAUCACUCACCUACGUCUUGGCUGCCGCCGUCUGCAGGGAAGGCUGCUCGGACCCCCAGCCGCGUGACUACAAAACCUCCUCGGCCAGGGCACAAGGAGCAGAACAAGGAGAACGUGUUGCAGAGGAACGGGACCACCCUGAGCGGUGGGUGCACCCCCAGAGCCCCUGCCCAGAAAACCAACAGCAUUAAUUCUGUUGCCAGCACCUAUUCYGAAUUUGCGCGCGAACUUUCAAAGGCUUCCAGGUGUGACACCAGCUCCCGCGUCCUCAACUCCACCACCACCAACACGUACUGCUGAGGCGGCGCCGCUGCAGCCGCCUCCAGGCGUCGUGAGUUGCUCCGCUGCCCCAGUGCAAUAGCCCGAGUCCGCCCUGGCCCGCGAGCACAGUGCUGCAGCUUUAACUUUUAACUAGGUCCCAGGUGGAGCUGCCGCCCAGGAGGGGAAAGGAAGGGGAUGCUCUUUUAUAAAUGAUUUUAUUUGGGGAAAUUCUUGGAGGCAUGUGAGAUUAAAGUUUUGAGUACACGCUCUCAGGGGUGUAGCAGAGCAGUGGGCAGGGGCUUGUGCAGUGCCCUGCAGCUGCUGCUYGCUCGGAGGCUCUGCUCUUCCGCACGUGCUCUGGGACGGACGGCACCGAGGCAGAGGCGCCUGGGCCUCCUCCCUGCCGCCUUUGCUCCGURUUUCUGUAGUUGUGUUCCUGCUCCUCCAGGGCCUGGGGGGCUGCUUUGUCGCAGGGACCAGGGCCUAGCUUGGGUUUUUAGCAGGUGUUACUGUCCCCAGGGUGUUACAGCUGCCAGAGGUGGGAUUUGGGCCUCAGUGUCCUYUGGCUUCUCCUUGCCCUCCCCACCUCUGAGCCUGGACCCUUGGGGCCCAGCGGCGCCGUCCUGCAAAGCCACCCUGGGGUGCUGCGGGAGCAGGGUCCUGGAUGUGGGGGGUGCCCCAUGGCUCCCUGCCCCGAGCAGGGCUGGGGGUUCCAGGGGUGCUGCAUCUUUCCCUGCCCUGGAGCA
This is a messenger RNA of Nothoprocta perdicaria, 2561 nucleotides long. It is a transcript of the gene PRC1, whose product is annotated as protein regulator of cytokinesis 1. The record is from RefSeq and is a predicted model, not a curated record. Gene Ontology annotation, biological process: microtubule cytoskeleton organization; mitotic spindle midzone assembly. The transcript is spliced from 14 exons. Lineage: Eukaryota; Metazoa; Chordata; Aves; Tinamiformes; Tinamidae. The coding region runs from base 25 to 1854 and encodes 609 amino acids. Gene Ontology annotation, cellular component: cytoplasm; spindle; mitotic spindle midzone. Gene Ontology annotation, molecular function: microtubule binding.